Molecule: messenger RNA, 1152 nt
Organism: Cicer arietinum (chickpea)
Lineage: Eukaryota; Viridiplantae; Streptophyta; Magnoliopsida; Fabales; Fabaceae
Product: protodermal factor 1
Source: RefSeq, a predicted model, not a curated record
GUGUAUGAACUGUUUUAUAUAAUUCUCUACUAGCUCAACACUUCACAACACCACUUCAAAAUCUUCACUCUCUUUCUUCUAAGAAGCUAGAAAAGAUGGAGAGGAAAAUAAGCUAUGUUUCAUUUUCCAUGUUUGCUUUGCUUGUUGGACUUCUUUCUCAGAACCUUGUGGUUUCUGUGAUGUCCACAACUGUUGAAGAUCAGAAAAACUUCUACACUACAGAUCCACAUUCAGGAAAUCCUUCAGCUGGUUUCACUGAUUCUCUAUGUCCACAUAGGAGUUCUCCUCCCUCAUCUCAUGGAAGCUCAUCACCACCUUCACAUGGAAAUGGUGGAGGUUAUUACAAUCCAACACCAUCAACACCACCCAGUAGAAACUGUGGAUCAUCACCAUCACCACCACCACAUGAUCCUUCAACUCCAUCAACACCAUCACAUAAUCCAACACCAUCAAACCCUCCAUCAAGAGGUGGAUACUAUAACUCUCCACCAUCAAGUGGUAGCCCUCCAACUCUAACUCCACCAUCUGAUCCAUCCACACCAAUUGAUCCAGGCACUCCUACAAUUCCCUCACCACCUUUCUUUCCUUCCUCAUCUCCCUUCACUGGAACAUGCAACUACUGGAGGAGUCAUCCAGGAAUCAUAUGGGGAAUUCUUGGUUGGUGGGGAACAACAGGAAAUGCAUUUGGAAUAACUAACAGUGUUCCAGGUUUUAGUCCUGGUCUAACCUUACCACAAGCACUUUCCAACACAAGAACUGAUGGACUAGGAGAACUCUACAGAGAAGGCACUGCUUCAUUUCUCAAUUCCUUAGUCAACCACAAGUUCCCUUACACAACUGACCAAGUCAGGGAGAGGUUUGCAUCAUCACUUCACUCCAACAAGGCUGCAGCAACACAAGCUCACCUUUUCAAGAUGGCCAAUGAAGGGAAAAUGAAGCCUAGAACAUGAAAUUAAUUCAUAUAAUUAAUGGUUAAUUAGUUUGUUUGACUUAAUUUGAUUUGGUGUGUCAAUUUAUUAAGACUAUUAUAGUAUUAUUAAGGUUUUUUUUGUUAGUUUGUGGUAUUUUGAUUUAGUCUUAUAUUGGGUUUGAUUUAUGUUGAGAAUGGAUAUCAUGUUUCUUUGACAAUUUAAUGAAAGUUUUGUGGUUUUA